GCAUCGUCGACGGUAACGGCAAGCCACAACACGAUACGCUUUCAGUCUUGUGCACACGCUCGCCGCGACGAGUUCUCAGUCUGUCUCCGCCGCCGUCCGUUUCACGUCGCUACCCGCGUCUCGAAUAUAAUAUUACAGCACUGUUAAACUGCCUGCCACCGCAGCGCUACGACAAUAAUAUUAUAACGUCACAGUUAUUGCACGGCACUCGCACACCGUCAUCGUUGUGUCGCGUUCGCCCGCCGUACCGGAUAACAUCACACGACGGUGUAUCAUAGUAAUAAUAAUAUUUUAUCGUUUUAACGUGUCCGUCGUCAGGAGGAAAAAAGUCAAACUUUGCGAUAGUGUAGACGACAAAAAAAAAGCUCACCGCCGCCGAUUCGAUCGACCCGCCAGGUCGGCGUUGUGUGUACCUCUGCGGUCAACUAGCGCGGCGCACGUGUUCCACGUGACGGACACCACCCGCACGCCGCGCGUUCGUUAGUGGGUACGUAACUGUUGGCAGUGCGCUACCGCUUUAUUCGGUCGCGACACGCGUACCGUCCCGUCUAACCGGCUGCCGCCCCCGUUGUUCCAGGUGUCCAACAUCGCCACCCCCCACGCAGACAUGGCCGCGCACCAGGAACAACCCGUGCCGGAGCAGGACCCGUGGACCGGUCCGCAGAAAGACGGUCUGUACGACCCGCAGCUGGAGAAAGAAGCGUGUGGCGUGGGAUUCAUCGUGGCCAUCGACGGCAAGCGCACCAACAAGAUUGUUCGUGAUGCACAAAAAUUAGCCAUGAGAAUGAACCACCGGGGCGCAUGCUCAUGCGAUAACGAUUCUGGUGAUGGAGCGGGUGUACUAACAGCCAUACCACACUCUUUUUACGCCCACGAGCUAAGGGAACAAGAAAACGUGGAAUUGCCAGAAGAGGGCAAGUACGCGACUGGCAUGUUUUACUUAGACAAGGCGCACCACGCUGAGAGCGAAGAGAUGUUCGCCGCCAUCGGUUUAGAAUGCAAAAUCAAAGUGUUGUGCUGGAGGACGGUGCCGGUGCGCAACAAUCAGAUCGGCGAGGUGGCCAGGAGCAGCGAGCCGUUCAUCCGCCAGGCGUUCGUGGUGGACGCAGCCGAGGUGUAUGACGAGGACGACUUCAAGCGCCGCGUGUUCGCGCUCCGGAAGCGGUCCACGCACACCAUACCCAAGCCGGGCAGGAGGUUUUACAUUUGCUCGCUGUCGCACACCAUCGUCGUGUACAAAGGACAGUUCACUUCGGAUCAGCUGUGGGCGUACUUUACCGACUUACAAAGUCCGGAUUACGAAACGUACCUAGCACUCGUUCAUACCAGAUUCUCAACGAACACUUUCCCGAGCUGGGAGAGAGCACACCCUCUGAGAGUGUUGGCGCACAACGGCGAGAUAAACACGGUGCGCGGUAACGUGAACUUCAUGACUGCUCGAGAAGGUGUGAUGGAAAGCAAGCACUUUGACGAUAUCAAACAGCUGUAUCCGGUGGUGGAACCGAAUCUGUCCGACUCUGGGUCGGCCGAUUGCGUUUUGGAAUUCCUGAUCAACGCGGGUGAGUGUUCGCUACCUGAGGCUGUCAUGACCAUGGUCCCUGAAGCCUGGCAGAACGAUCAGACUAUGCCUUCCGAAAAAAGAGACUUCUAUAACUGGGCGGCGUGCGCGAUGGAACCCUGGGAUGGUCCAGCAUUGUUAACGUUUACCGACGGACGAUAUGUCGGUGCUUUGUUGGACAGGAACGGAUUAAGACCAUCUCGAUUCUACGUAUUGAAAGACAAUGUCAUGGUUAUGGCGUCUGAAGUCGGAGUGUACGAUACAGACCCAGCCAAUGUAGCUCUGAAGAGUCGUUUGAAACCUGGUCGUAUGCUGUUAGUUGACACCAAAGAGAAACGCAUCAUACAAGAUGUUCAACUAAAAUUGGAUAUAGCAAGGAGUAGACCACAUUCUGAUUGGCUUAGAGAACAGAUUACUAUUGAAGACUUGAGAGAGGAAGCUGUUGCUAAAGGAUUUGGUUUAGUGCGUGCCAAAUCAAUAGAAUUUAUAAGUGGCGAACGUAAGAAGACAAUUAGAGAAAACAUUCCAGAACAAGAAAUGACUCGCAUAUGGGGAGGAGACAGACGUUUAUUGUUAUUUAGUUACUCAAUUGAAACUAUUAAUAUGUUGAUUAUCCCAAUGAUCAGAACUAAGAAAGAAGCAUUGGGCUCUAUGGGAAAUGAUGCUCCACUUGCUUGUCUGUCUUUGUUUCAACCAUUGAUAUACUCAUACUUCAAACAGUUAUUUGCCCAAGUAACAAAUCCACCAAUUGAUCCUUUCCGUGAAAAAAUUGUCAUGUCGUUAAUGUGCCCAAUUGGACCUGAAGCCAAUAUUCUUAUUCCAAGUGCCAAACAGUGUCAUAGAUUAUUUUUACCAAACCCAAUACUAUCACUUUAUGAUCUGGAAGUCUUACGCAAUAAUCUACAUCGUGGCUGGAAGACAAAAGUUAUUGAUGUUACAUUUAAUAAAGAAGAAGGCCCAUCAGGUUUUUCAAAAGCAUUGGAUCGUAUAUGCGAAGAAGCCAGUGAAGCUGCUAAUAGCAACUAUCAACUUAUUAUAUUGUCAGAUAGAUCAGCUGGAUCUGAAAGAAUACCAAUUAGUAUUUUAUUAGCCUUAGGAGCAACACAUCAUCAUUUAAUUGAUCUGAGGCUACGUAUGAAAGUUGGUUUAAUUGUCGAGACUGGUGAAGCUAGAGAAGUUCACCAGAUGUGCGUUUUAUUGGGUUAUGGUGCUGAUGGCAUAUGUCCUUACCUAGUAUUUGAAAUGGCAAAAAGUUUACGUGCUGAAGGAGUUUUGGAUUCAUCUUUUACCGAUAAAAUAUUAUUCGAGAACUAUUGCGAGGCAAUGGAAAGGGGAAUUUCUAAAGUGAUGGCAAAAAUGGGUAUAUCCACACUACAGUCUUACAAAGGAGCUCAGAUAUUCGAAGCUGUAGGAUUGGCAGAUGAAGUAAUAAACAAGUGUUUUAAAGGCACCCAAUCCCGUAUUGGUGGUAUCAACUUUGAACGUUUAGCCAAAGAAGCAUACGAACGUCAUUACCUAUCUUAUUCUUACCGUAAUACUGAUAUGUUAGUUUUAAUGAAUCCUGGUUAUUUCCACUGGCGUACAGGUGGUGAAAAACAUAUAAACGACCCUAUCAGUAUAGCUAACCUACAAGACGCAGCAAGUAACAAAAGCACAAGUUCAUAUGAUAAAUUUUGUGAAUCAACAAUGGAAAGUGUACGUGCUUGUACCCUAAGAGGUCAAUUGGAAUUAGUUCCUACCACUAAAUCAAUAAAUAUUUCUGAAGUUGAACCGGCAGCUAAUAUUGUAAAAAGAUUUGCUACAGGUGCUAUGAGUCUUGGUUCAAUCUCUAUUGAAGCACAUACAUCCUUAGCAAUUGCCAUGAACAAAUUGGGAGGAAAAUCAAAUACUGGAGAAGGAGGUGAAAAUGCUGACCGCUAUUUGAAUCAAGAUGCAGAAAAUAACAAACGAUCAGCUAUUAAACAAGUAGCAUCUGGACGAUUUGGUGUUACUAGUUCAUAUCUAGCUCACGCUGAUGAUAUACAAAUUAAAAUGGCCCAGGGUGCUAAACCUGGUGAAGGAGGGGAAUUACCUGGCUAUAAAGUGACUAAAGAUAUUGCUGCCACUAGACAUUCAGUACCAGGUGUAGGAUUAAUAUCUCCACCACCUCAUCAUGAUAUCUAUUCAAUUGAAGAUUUAGCAGAACUUAUUUAUGAUUUGAAGUGCGCUAAUCCUAAUGGAAGAAUAUCUGUAAAAUUAGUUUCUGAAGUUGGCGUAGGAGUAGUUGCUUCAGGUGUAGCUAAAGGAAAAGCUGAACACAUUGUAAUUUCUGGCCAUGAUGGCGGUACUGGAGCUAGUUCAUGGACUGGUAUCAAAAAUGCAGGUCUUCCAUGGGAACUUGGUGUAGCAGAAACUCAUCAAGUCCUGGUAUUGAAUAACUUGAGAUCUAGAGUAGUUGUCCAAGCUGAUGGUCAAAUACGAACAGGUUUUGAUGUCAUUGUAGCUGCUUUGUUGGGUGCAGAUGAAAUAGGGUUGAGUACUGCACCAUUAAUUGUAUUAGGAUGCACCAUGAUGAGAAAAUGCCAUUUAAAUACUUGUCCUGUUGGCAUUGCAACUCAAGAUCCUGUUCUGAGGAAAAAGUUUGCUGGUAAACCAGAACAUGUUAUUAACUACUUAUUUAUGUUAGCUGAAGAUGUAAGAAAACAUAUGGCUAACCUUGGUGUUGCUAAGUAUCAAGACCUUAUUGGACGCACUGACCUUCUCAAAAUGACUGACAGCAACAACAACCCUAAAGCGAAGUUCUUAAAUCUUAGUCCUGUACUACGUAAUGCCUUACAUAUGAGACCUGGGGUUAACAUAAUUGGUGGAUCAGAAUCACAAGACUUCCAACUAGAAAAACGCAUGGACAAUAUUGUUAUAACAGCUGCACAACCAGUAAUUGAUGGUUUGCAAAAAAGUGUAAAUAUUGAACUUACCAUUAAUAAUGAAUGCCGUGCUUUUGUUUCAACUUUAAGCUACUAUAUUUCAAUGAAAUAUGGAGAUGAUGGCUUACCAGAUAACAGUAUAAACAUAAAAUUGAAAGGCUCUGCUGGACAGAGUUUUUGCGCAUUUAUGACUAAAGGAGUACAUGUUACUUUAGAAGGAGAUGCUAAUGAUUAUGUUGGAAAAGGUCUUUCUGGAGGUGAAAUAAUCAUUUUCCCACCAAAAUCGUCAACAUUCCAAUCUGAACUCAAUGUAAUAGCUGGCAAUGUUUGCUUGUAUGGAGCUACUAGCGGAAAAGCAUUUUUCAGGGGUAUUGCAGCUGAACGUUUUUCAGUCAGAAAUUCUGGUGCUAUAACAGUUGUUGAAGGAGUUGGUGAUCAUGGUUGUGAAUAUAUGACUGGUGGUUGUGCAGUAAUUUUGGGUCUAACAGGACGUAAUUUUGCUGCUGGUAUGUCUGGUGGUAUUGCUUAUGUUCUUGAUGUUGAUGGAUCUUUUAAAAGCAAAUGCAAUACAGAAAUGGUAGAACUACUUCCCCUUGACCGCAAAGAAGAUCUAAACUAUGUUCAAUCUCUUUUAGAAGAAUUUGUUCUUAAAACCGAAUCAGUUAUUGCAUCUAAAUUGUUAGAUUCGUGGCCCCAUUCUGCAUCAAAGUUUAUCAAAGUAUUCCCUUACGAAUAUCAAAGAGCUUUAAAACAAUUAGCUGAAGAAGCAAAAGUAACACAAAGCCACACAAAUACAAUAGAAGUUGUUAAUGAACCUAGUGUCCGUGAGCCUAGUAUUCGUGACAUAGAAGAAACAAUUAAUGAUCAAACAUUUGAAAAAAAAAGGCUUGAAAAAAUAUUGGAUAAGACUCGAGGUUUUGUAAAAUAUUCACGAGAAACAAUGAUGUAUAGACCUGCUGAAAAAAGACUCAAUGAUUGGGACGAAAUUUACAAUUUCCAACAUGUCAGAAAAGGACUUAGGGUUCAAGCUGCAAGAUGUAUGGAAUGUGGUGUACCAUUCUGUCAAUCUUCACAUGGAUGUCCUUUGGGAAAUAUCAUACCAAAAUGGAAUGAUUUAGUUUUCAAUAAUAAUUGGCAAGAGGCAUUAAAUCAACUUUUACAAACUAAUAACUUCCCUGAAUUUACUGGGCGUGUUUGUCCUGCUCCAUGUGAAGGAGCGUGUGUUUUGGGCAUUAAUGAACCUGCUGUAACUAUUAAGAAUAUAGAAUGUGCAAUUAUUGAUCAUGCUUUUGAACAAGGUUGGAUUAAACCUGAACCACCAAAGAUCCGAUCAGGUAAAACUGUAGCUAUUGUUGGAUCUGGUCCAUCAGGAUUAGCAACUGCUCAUCAACUGAAUAAGGCUGGACAUUUGGUUAAAGUUUUUGAGAGAAAUGAUCGUGUUGGUGGAUUAUUGCAAUAUGGGAUUCCAACUAUGAAACUAUCUAAAGAAGUUGUACAAAGGCGAAUCAGACUUUUAGAAGAUGAAGGAGUGGUUUUCCAUACAAAUGUCAGCGUUGGAAAAGAUUAUUUAGCUAAAGAGCUCUUGGAUCAAUUUGAUGCUGUUGUAUUAUGUACUGGUGCUACAUGGCCAAGAGAUCUACCAAUACCUGGUCGUCAUCUAGAAGGUAUUUACUUUGCUAUGAACUUCUUAGAAUCUUCACAAAAAAAACAACUCGGCGGGCCAACAGACUUGCCCCUUUUAGCAAGGGAUAAAGACAUAAUAGUGAUUGGUGGUGGUGAUACUGGUUGCGAUUGUAUUGCUACUUCAUUGAGACAGAGGGCAAGAUCUAUAACAUCAUUUGAAAUUCUUCCUGAACCACCAGCAACUAGAAGUCGAGAUAACCCUUGGCCACAAUUCCCUAGAGUAUUUAAAGUGGAUUAUGGUCAUGAGGAAGUUAAAAUUAAGUAUGGCAGAGACCCUAGACAAUUUUGUAUCAUGAGCAAGGAGUUUGUUGAUGAUGGUAAUGGUCAUGUUAGUGGAAUUAAGACAGUUAAAGUAAAUUGGACUAAAGACGAAGCUGGACGAUGGAAAAUGGAUGAAGUACCAGAUUCUGAACAGAUUUUCAAAUGUGAUAUGGUUCUUUUGGCAAUGGGAUUCCUUGGUCCUGAACGUACAAUUGUCAAUGAAUUAUCAUUAGCCCUUGAUCCGAGAUCUAAUUACCAGACACCUUCUGGUCGUUAUGCUACAUCCGUUCCUAAAGUAUUUGCUGCGGGAGAUUGCCGCCGUGGCCAAUCAUUAGUAGUUUGGGCAAUAUCUGAAGGACGCCAAGCAGCUAGAGAAGUAGACGCAUUCCUCAUGGAGCAAUCUGUAUUGCCCGGACCCGGUGGUGUGAUAUCUAUUCAAACAGUUAGUGCUUAAAUUAGUAAGUUGAACAUAACUGGACAAUAUUGAGGGAAUCGUGUUGGUUUUUAAAAAUAAUAUCUAAACAUUACAGUGUGUUAGUUCUUUUUUUCAACUGAUUAGGUAUCAAAACCAUAUUGUUGUUAUUUAUAUAUAUAUAUAAACAUAUAUAUAUAUAUAUUUUUUUUUUACUAAUAACUUAAGUAUGGUUACGUUAUUUUUUAAGCUCCUAUGGAAACAAUAAAUUCCUAAGAUCGAUUUUCGAUUUACUGGUAACAAAAAAAAUUAAAAACAACACGCUAACAUGUGUUUUCCUUAUUCAUACAAUUAGAUACUUAUUAUAUAAUUAUAUAAAUGGAGUGAUCGUGUGUUAUAAUUAUCCAUACAUUUAAUAUUAUCUUAAAUUCCAUUUUCCCAGCUAUUUAAAUUUAUAUCAAAAUUUGUGAAUAUUGACAAAAGUGUAAAAGACUGACUUUCUAUUAAAAAUUGUAUUUUUAAAUAAUAUGUUUGUAUGAAUAAUAGCAUUUUUAGCUAAUGUGUUUGUUUUCUAUACAUUAUAAAGUAUAGAAUGGUUAAGAAAUGUAUUUUAUUUAGACGAAUUGACUGGAUUAAUAUUUUUUACAAACAAAAAUAUUAGGUAAAGAUUUUUUAACUAUCCUCACUAAAUAAAAUACACAAUUAGGUAUACAACAAUGUUCAUUGAAAACUGUCUAAAAUAUGACAUACCACAUUCAAAUUUAAUUUUUAAUUAAAUAACAUUUGCUAUUCUUGAUUAAUAAUUAUGAAUGUGUAUACAUUAACAUAGUAUCACAACAAUAGAGAAUCAGUCUUUAACACUUAUAAUAAAUUUCACACUUGUUAGAUUUCAUAUUCAUAAAUAUUGUUUACAGUAUUAUCGUCCAGUUUGUUGAAUAUAUUUAUUU
Messenger RNA from Rhopalosiphum maidis (corn leaf aphid), 7764 nucleotides. RefSeq names its product putative glutamate synthase [NADPH]. Lineage: Eukaryota; Metazoa; Arthropoda; Insecta; Hemiptera; Aphididae. The record is from RefSeq and is a predicted model, not a curated record. Gene Ontology annotation, molecular function: iron ion binding; FMN binding; iron-sulfur cluster binding. The transcript is spliced from 27 exons. The coding region runs from base 608 to 6859 and encodes 2083 amino acids.